UCUGUAGUAAACACGUGUGUGGGCUGCAGUGUUACAGAGCAGAGCUGCCUGGAGCUGAGGACUUUAUUAUUAAUCACAGCUACAGAUUUUCUAUAAUACACAGAGAGAGAACCCCACAACCCUGAGAGAAUUCAGCUCAUAUCAGCUGUGGCUCACACCUUCACCCUGACCUCGGCAGGUGAAAGCCCUGGUAAACAGCAGCAUGGCUCAGAGGUGGAGCGGAGUCCACGCUUCCCCUGUGCUGUGUGUUGGUGCUGCAGGGGGACCUGAUGGUUUGCUGGCCUCUGGUGCUGAAGGGGGUGAAGUGGCUGUUUGGAAUCAGGAGGGGCAGCCUCUGGCUCAGCUUCGUCUCAGCGGUGAGGAGGACGUCACCUGCACAGCUUUCUCCCCGACGGCUCCAGGGUUGCUCUACGUGUCUCACGGGGAGACGGUCAGCGUCCUGGACCCUCGGAACCUCGCCGGGCCUGUAGAGGAGCUAAAGAACGUUGGAGAGGAUGAGAUUAAUUCCCUGUCGGUGAACGAGACGGGCACCUCUCUGGCUCUGGGGGACGAUUCGGGGGCCGUGAGGGUGUUGGAUCUGCAGACGGGUAAAGUCAGCCGGACGCUGCGCAAACACACCAACAUCUGCUCUUCAAUAUCCUUCCGGCCACAGAGACCGCAGAGCCUUGUGUCUGCAGGACUGGACAUGCAGGUGAUGCUGUGGAACCUGCAGAAGGCUCGGCCGGUGUGGACCUACAGCCUGCAGGAGGCAGCCGAGGAAGAGGACGGCCACCAGCAGAGGGCAGGUCAGAUGUUUAACCCUCCGCUUGCCCACUGCAUCAGCGCGGCGUCCUGCGGGAACGUGCUGGCGUGCGCCGCCGAGGACGGCCGUGUUCACCUCACACGCGUGGGCUCGGGGUCCAGGCACGAGCAGCAGGGAGGGAUAAAAGCCCACAGCCAGGGGGCGUCUCAGGCCCACUUCCUCAGCUUCCUACCCCACCCUUACUGGCUGGCCACUGGGGGUAACGACGGAGUGGUGGCACUGUGGGAUCUAAGCGAACACCCCCUGGUGGCUGGAGAAGGAAAAGGUCAGGGGUCCAAGACUAAAGCAGCACCAGCCCAUCGCCGGAAGCCCAAAAGCAAAGCUAAGUCUAAGUCUCAGAACCAGAGAGAUGCCCAGGCUGAAGAAGAAAAGACAGAAAAGCAGCAAAGUGAGGAGAACCUUUCAGGAGAGGCCAGCGGUGUAGAUCCAAAUCAGGAGAAGAGCACAAAGACUGGACCCAAGCUUAAGUUCAGCCACGAGGACAAGGUGAACUGGGUGUGUCCAGUUAUGCUAAAGGGCCAGCCUAGCCUUGUAGUAGCUGACCAGAGCUCCAGCUUAUCUGUGUACUCUCUGGCUGGGCUAUAGCCCAUCAGCCAUCAGCCUGUGAAACUUUUGAACUUAGAUUUAUUUAAGUUUUUUAAUAGAUUUAUUUAUUUUUUUGUGUGGAUAUUUUUCUUGAUGGUGCUGGGAGGACGUGUGGAAUGCGUGACUGCAAAGGACUGACCCUGCUUUUGUGGCAAACUGCUAUUGAUGAUGUCAUAUCAUAACAUAAAAAACGUUAGCAUAUAUAUAUAUAGUAUAUAUUUUAGACCAAUCCUAUUGGUCUGUUCCUCUUGAGAUGUUCAGAAGUGUAAAGAACAACUGUUCUUUCUUCACACAAUGUAGAAAAAUAAAAGUUUUGCUACAUA
This is a messenger RNA of Astyanax mexicanus (Mexican tetra), 1710 nucleotides long. It is a transcript of the gene wdr53, whose product is annotated as WD repeat domain 53. Bases 203 to 1387 code for a protein of 394 amino acids. Lineage: Eukaryota; Metazoa; Chordata; Actinopteri; Characiformes; Acestrorhamphidae. The record is from RefSeq and is a predicted model, not a curated record. Gene Ontology annotation, molecular function: protein binding. The transcript is spliced from 3 exons.